Molecule: messenger RNA, 1822 nt
Organism: Carlito syrichta (Philippine tarsier)
Lineage: Eukaryota; Metazoa; Chordata; Mammalia; Primates; Tarsiidae
Gene: ALX3
Product: ALX homeobox 3
Exons: 3
Coding region: 1-1056 (351 amino acids)
Biological process (GO): regulation of transcription by RNA polymerase II
Molecular function (GO): DNA-binding transcription factor activity, RNA polymerase II-specific; RNA polymerase II transcription regulatory region sequence-specific DNA binding
Source: RefSeq, a predicted model, not a curated record
AUGGCGCCAAUCCCGGCACCUCCACACCCUGUGGAACGCGCCACCACAGAGCACUUCCCCGAAAUGAAACCCCCUCUGGCCCAGACCACAGAGCACGUGGCUCCCAAGGGCCCCCUCCCCAGCUGGAGGCUCAGCAGGCAGGCCUCCGAAUGCCAGGCUCCCAUGGAGGGUGGCUGCCGGGAGGAGAGGAAGGGAGAGGAAGGGGAGGCGGGGACUCGAGCGUCAACGUUCUUCCCCUCCCUCCAUUCCACCCACAAAAGCCCCCGGUUCGGUUUCCAUCCCCGUUUGUUUUCCAUUGCAGCUGAGGAGAAGGCCUCCAAAGCUGCCAGCUUCCCCCCGUUGCCCUUGGACUGCCGAGGGGGCCCCAGAGACAGGCCCUCUAACUUGCAAGGCUCCCCGGGCCCCUGCCUGGCCAGCCUGCGUCUCCCUCUUUCCCCUGGACUCCCUGAUUCCAUGGAGCUGGCCAAGAGCAAGAGCAAGAAGCGCCGUAACCGCACGACCUUCAGCACGUUCCAACUGGAGGAGCUGGAGAAGGUCUUCCAGAAAACCCACUACCCUGAUGUGUACGCCCGGGAGCAGCUGGCUCUGCGCACGGACCUGACUGAGGCCCGGGUACAGGUCUGGUUCCAGAACCGGCGGGCCAAGUGGCGGAAGCGUGAGCGUUAUGGGAAGAUCCAGGAGGGGCGGAACCCCUUCACGGCUGCCUAUGACAUCUCCGUGCUGCCCCGCACGGACAGCCACCCCCAGCUGCAGAACUCCCUGUGGUCCAGUCCAGGAUCUGGGAGCCCUGGAGGCCCCUGCCUCGUGUCUCCAGAGGGCAUCCCCUCGCCAUGCAUGUCUCCAUAUUCCCACACCCAUGGGAGUGUGGCUGGCUUCAUGGGGGUGCCAGCCUCCCCUGCGACCCACCCUGGCAUCUACUCCAUUCACAGCUUCCCCCCUGCCCUGGGGGCCCACAGCUUUGAGUCCUCCCCGGACGGUGACUAUAAGUCUCCAAGCCUCCUCUCCCUCAGGGUGAAGCCCAAGGAGCCGCCCAGCCUGCUCAACUGGACCACGUGAUUGGUCGCGUGGACCCGCAGACUAAGCUGCCCACCCCCUUCUCGGUUCCCAGCUGUUCCCGGCCCACCCCUGCCCGGAUGCCAGAGAGGACACCUCUGCCUCCAAGUCCCAGAUGCUUCCGGUGCCUGGGGGAGCAGCUGGGACCCUCAGCCCCCAGCAGGGAACAUGCGACAGGGUCUUUUCUCUUAGAGGGGGCUUCCAAGCAGGUAGGACUCUUCCCUAAGAGGUCCCCCGAAGGGGACUGUCCAAACUCUGGGCUGGAGGCAGGGAGACACUGCCCCGCUUCCUCAAGGUUUUGUCCAAGUCCAACUGUCAUCUCUCCAGCUGAAACGACUUGUUGGCUCUUCAUUCAAGGAACCCAGGACAAUGAGAGAAAGAGGACACAGAAUGAACUGGGAGGAGCUCUUUCUGAGAGCGGGGAAACCACGUCUUGCAUGACCGGCUAGCGUCGGCCUCGCUGCCCCCUCCCACCACCGGGGGGCGCGCGCUCCGCGUCGGGCGCUGACUCGGGCCUGGGAGGCGGAGGUCAGCGUAGCCGGAUCGGGCUCCCCUGCUCCAGCCGGCGCUUGCUCGUGCCCGGUGCCUCCUCUCCCAGCCCGCCGUGGAGCAGUCUUCCCUCCAAGGGGGGCAGAAAUUCCACCAGAAACCCCCGCGUAUGUGGAUUCUCUUCUAUGGGAUCAGCCCAGAGCUCUGCCACGGAUGCCGUAUUGGCUGUUGGUCAGAAUCAAACAGAUUUCCAGACUCUGAGAUCCUGACCCCCAUUUUU